CUCGGAUGCGACCCUCUCCAGACAGACAAGUAGCUUUUUCUCUGACAAACUACGGUCGCCGAUGCCGAACGAUGCUCGUCGCCAUUACAGCGCGCAUCUGUCUGCUCACAUUAUUCGUCGCUCGGGUAGUUGGGUCUUUGUUUGGAGGAUUGGGUGGGAAGGAUUGAUAUGCUGUAGUUGCUUACUUACUUACUUCAGUCUCUAGUAGCCUUGGAGCGGGUCUGCAGAGGUGUGUUUGAUCAUUAGCUUAAAUGCGAGGGAGUUCGUCGCAGGCGGGAACUAGAAUGUCUUCGGAAGGUUGUGGCAACGGUAGUAAAGUGAGAGACAGGAAAAUGAGGCGGAAGGAAGAAGAAGCAGGCGAGGUUGAAGACGAGAAGCAGAGCCUGCUCGUGGUCUUUCCCCGACACUUAGAGUAGCGCUACGUGAGAUUGGGAGAACAGUCCGUUCCUGACAUGCAACGUAGUUCCUCAUACAGAAAAUGACAAACUUGCCAAGACUUGGUAUGCGCAUGCUUCUACCUCUCUUUUCCUGGGCUAGACAUCCGCAUGUACCAAGUGGCGGUCUCCUGCAUGUGGAAGUUAUGUCUGCACACAAGAACUUCUCUAAUGCCGCUACAGAACUUACAAUUUUGAAGAACGAAAAUCCGCAUGAACUAUCCUACACCAGCCUGCGAGACCUGCUGUCGAGCGAUCGCCAUACCUGUCUCAUCAAACCGCAGAGGGAGUGCGAAGGUGAACAUAAGGAAUUAGAAGACGAGCGCCCUGUGAUCAAAAAUCGUCUUGUGGAGCUGGCCGCUCGCGCCUACCUCCUACCUUCACACGCACAGGCAACCCCUGCAAACCAGUUCUUCUCGCGUCAAUGGGCCAGGUUCACUAGGACUUGGCUCCAAAGCCACCACUCCAGCAUCACCUUGCACUCAUUCUCUGAGGCCGACUCCUGCCUUCCUGGUCCACUCUGGGUGGAAAUCACCCGCGCCAUCUGCUCCUUGUUCAAUCUUAACCAAUUCCGGCCGCAAUCUGUUCUGCAGCUCUAAUCAGACGACACAUCCAGAAAGAAUCGGUUAUUUAUGAUUAUCGUUACCAGGCGAAACCUGCUAAAAUCUCUAGAUCAUAUAAUAUGGACAUCUUCAUUGUCGAAGCAACGUGCAGGUACUGGUGUUGAAAGGGUUGUGGAGAAGUGGAAUUUAAGGAAGAUCGGAUUCUUCUCAAAGAAACUCAGAGAAUUAACUGUGAGGGCUUUCGACUUCGAAGAAUUCAUUUGUCGUCGAAUUUCGAACUGGUCACUGCCGCAAGAGUGUUUACCUCAGAUAAAAACUUCCUCUACAGGAUCUAGGGAAGGAGGAAACUAUUACACAGUGAAUCUUGUCUCGAUGAAUUGUACGUGAGUACUUUUAAUCUUCGUUUAUCUUUUCAUUUCUUAACUUUAUUUGUGUGUCGAGUAUGCGCGUGUGUACAAUGUUUUAGCAUUGACAUACUUUUCCAGCAGUUGUGCGACGUAAAAUAUGCCCAGAUGCAUUUUUCAUUUCUGCUGGUGUACAGUUUUAUCACAUCCUUUUGGCUGAUGAAAUUGAGGCAUGAACCUGGCAGUGAUCUGUAUACAUGCCAAAAAAACGGCCUUGAUUGCUAGAGAAGUGUACCUCCUCCUAUCAGUCUCACUUGGCAGGGAUUUAGUCGGAUACAGCACUGUUGAAGUUCCAAUAAAUUUUUCACAGUAGUUCUUUCUCUACUGUAUUUUAUAAAUUUGAUGGAGUGUUCUGCGCGCA
Molecule: messenger RNA, 1762 nt
Organism: Physcomitrium patens
Lineage: Eukaryota; Viridiplantae; Streptophyta; Bryopsida; Funariales; Funariaceae
Source: RefSeq, a predicted model, not a curated record